AUGGGCGUUCCGCAAAAGAAGGAGGUGCCGAAGGAGAGCGCCGUCAAAUCGAUUGAGCGCGGUAUCCGGGCUGUUUUCCUGGGUCCACCGGGCUCCGGAAAGGGCACCCAGGCCCCGAUCGUCGCCGACCGCUACGAGUCCUGCCAUCUAUCCACCGGCGAUUUGCUCAGGGCCGAGAUCGCUUCCGGGAGCACGCUGGGCAAAUCGCUGAAGGCGACGGUGGAAUCGGGGAAGCUGGUCAGCGACGACACGGUAUGCGAGCUGCUCGAGACGAAUCUCGACAAGCCAGCCUGCGCCAAGGGCUUCAUCCUCGACGGGUUCCCCAGAACCGCCGUUCAGGCGGAAAAGCUGGACACAAUGCUGGAGACGCGGAAGACGCCGCUGGACUGCGUCGUCGAGUUCGCCAUCGAUGACAAUCUACUCGUACGCCGCAUCACCGGCCGAAGAUUUCACAUUGCCAGCGGCAGAUCGUACCACGUCGACUUCAACCCCCCAAAGGUGGCCGGCAAAGAUGACGUGACCGGCGAGCCGCUGAUCAAACGAGCCGACGACAACGAGGAGACGCUGCGCAAGCGGCUUGGCCAAUUCCACGAUAUGACAUCACCGCUCGUCGCCUACUACCAGAAGCGCGGCAUCCACACCGCCUUCGAUGCCUCCAGGCCCAUCAAGGAUGUCGCCGCCGACAUUGACGCGCUCUUCAUGAAGUUUACGAAGAACAAGGAUCGCCGCGCGUUCGCC
Mesorhabditis spiculigera is the source of this 738-nucleotide messenger RNA. The record is from the annotation of a GenBank genome assembly. Lineage: Eukaryota; Metazoa; Nematoda; Chromadorea; Rhabditida; Rhabditidae.